CGUCCCUCCCCCACUCCCAAAGUACACAUCCAUUUCAGUUUGUUUGUUUAGCUCUCUCGUUCGCUUUCCCUCUCCUUCUCGCACCCUCUCCCUCGUUCCCUCACUUCUCUCUUUCUCGCUCUCUCACUCUUUAGGGCGACGCGCCUCUGUUCUCUAUUCUCAGUCCUCAUCCCGACCUUCUACGAGUCGCAUCGUCUUUCAAAGAUUCAAAUAUGUUAUAAAAUGGACAUGUUGGGAAGAAGCACAGUCGAAGAUCUUAAGGAAAGGGAGAGCCUGCCCUUCGCGCAUCUUCCUUACAGCCCUUACCCGGCCUACCUACAAGCCAGGCUUAUACCUUACCUGCAACAGAUCUACCUGGAAGCCGCACAGAAGCAGACUGAACGAGACACAAGCCAUUUUAUAUAUCCGAGGUUUGAAAAACCUCCAUACUCGUAUAUCGCCCUCAUAGCGAUGGCUAUAUCAUCAUCACCCGAAAAAAGACUGACACUGAGUGGAAUUUAUCAGUACAUAAUUGAAAGAUUCCCUUACUACAGGGAAAAUAGGCAAGGAUGGCAAAAUUCAAUUAGGCACAACCUUUCGCUAAAUGACUGUUUUAUUAAAGUGCCAAGGGAAAGAGGGGAGGGUGGAGGAAAAGGAAGCUACUGGAUGUUAGACCCGAUCGCAGCUGCCAAUAUGUUUGAAAGGGGGAACUACAGAAGGAGGAAAACUAGGAAAUCUAGAGAAAUGCCCCAUAUUGGCUUUGACAAGAGCUUGGGUCUGCACAAGGUUGAUCAACGCCACCAGUUAAACAGGGCGAGUGUCAUCACGACGGCGACAAAGCCAAAUAUUAUAACAAUAGAAAUUAGCACGGACCCGGACAACACAGUCACGCUGUCAUCAAAGCAGGAUUUGAAAACGACUGAAGUCAAACCGUCUCUUUUCACAAUAGAAAAUCUAAUAAAACAAGAGACGCAAACACAAAGUGACAAUUGAAAAAGAGAAAAUAAUUGAGAAACUUAGUCAAUGUUUAUGAUUUUUUUUGUUAUAAGAUUAGUUUGUACAUAUUUUUUUUAAUUUUUCAUGUUUUAAGUUUUUUUGUAAAUAAAGAAAUGAGGAAAACAUACUGUACAUAUGUAUUUACAUAGUCAAUCUAUCCGAUGAGACAAUUUAAAUAUAAAUAUUUAUAAAAUCCUACCUCAUUUAUUUCAUUUUUAA
Messenger RNA from Cimex lectularius (bed bug), 1194 nucleotides. Its product is annotated as forkhead box protein C2-A-like. Lineage: Eukaryota; Metazoa; Arthropoda; Insecta; Hemiptera; Cimicidae. The record is from RefSeq and is a predicted model, not a curated record. The transcript has 3 exons. The coding region runs from base 223 to 972 and encodes 249 amino acids. Gene Ontology annotation, biological process: cell differentiation; anatomical structure morphogenesis; regulation of transcription by RNA polymerase II. Gene Ontology annotation, molecular function: RNA polymerase II cis-regulatory region sequence-specific DNA binding; DNA-binding transcription factor activity, RNA polymerase II-specific.